AUGGUUGUUGAUGAAAGUCCAUUGACAUUUCUAUUUCGUCCAGAUGAAUUAGAACUACUUAUUCGUGGUAGUCCAGUAUAUGAUUUUAAAGAAUUGGAACGAGUUACCAUGUAUGAAGAGUAUACAGCGGAUUCACCUGUGAUUAAAAAUUUUUGGUCUGUUGUCCACUCAAUGACUGAAGGACAACAGAAACAGUUAUUACAAUUCUCCACUGGUUCUGAUCGUGUCCCAGUUGGUGGAAUGUCUAAAAUGAAAUUCACUAUUGCCCGUCAAGGUGCUGAUACAAAUAGGUUACCAUCCGCUCAUACCUGUUUCAAUAUCCUUUUACUACCAGAAUAUCAGAGUCUAGAAAAGUUGAAGCAAUCUCUGCUACUUGCUAUUACCCAUUGCAAAGGAUUUGGAAUGUCAUAA
This is a messenger RNA of Trichobilharzia regenti, 411 nucleotides long. Lineage: Eukaryota; Metazoa; Platyhelminthes; Trematoda; Strigeidida; Schistosomatidae. The record is from the annotation of a GenBank genome assembly.